CAGAAGUCCCGACAGGCGAUUAGGAUACAAGAGAAAUCAAUGUUUGAACUUUAUCCUGGCAUAUAAUAAAUACGCCCUGAACACUGCUUUUCCUUCCAUCGGGUCGGUUAUUUUUAUAUUACUUGUUCAUCGCCCUGCAGGCUUAGACCUAAUGCAGUGUGCUUGCGGGGCUUGUGUGUUUGACCUGGGGGCUGAGGCGGCAGCGCCAAAUCGGAGGUCAGGUUUUACCGCCAUGUUUUCAAUACAAACUGCGCCGCGGCUGUACUGAAAAGAAUAAAGCGGCAAGGAUUAGAAUCCUCUGGCCACGCUUUUGGCCUGUCCGAAGACAGUGAGGCGACACCAGGGGCGGGCCAGGUUGGUGUCUCGAGUCGCAAGGCCACCAAGAAGCAGUUGCAGCCGUUGUGGAGUUAUGUAAGAUGCCCCAAUGUCCUCAUGCGCCGUGAACAGGGCCCCUCGAAAUUUGUCAGGUCUCUGGGGGAGUAGGAGGAAAACUUGUGAGCUUGAUGUCGGGGCAUUGAUGCAAAAUGUCCCGGUCCGGGCUCUGCGGCGUCCUCACCACGCGUCGUAAACCGGGCUGUUUUGCCUUGAGGGAGGGGAGGGCUUGCCAAGGCCCUCUUGAGCAUUCCUUCGGCGGCCAGCCGCUGGCCAGAGCAAGAUAUCGGAGGCUUGUAGAGCCCGACGUGCAGGCUAGUCACACCCUCUAACGGGGAUCGUGGACGCACUUCUCCAACCACUCCGGGGCACAGCCGUCGGCCCCCUGGAGUCUACUUGGCGCUGAGGCCAGCCGAGAUGAGACCAGGUAGAGUCUCUCGAAGCAGGAUCGACGCAUGGGGUGGAUGAGCAUGGCUUGACCUCUCCACUACGGUAGCCGCUGGUUACACGACGAGACUCCUGCUGUCUUUAAGUUGCCGAUCCCCGCUCCCUCCUCCGUCCCUGGCUCUCGCGUGGACGGUUUGCUUUCUUCUUGGCCUGGAGGUGCUUCUCUGCUCUUAAGUACUAAGCUCAUGGGUCACCUUAGUCCCUGCUAGCCAGCACGUUGCCCGAGACGAUCUGUGUCUUCUAGAUCUUGUAUAUACACGCUCUCUCUCUUCACAUCCCUCACCCUCUCCCUCCCCCACACCGAAAAUGGCCGACGCCAACGGACCCCAGGCCCUCUAUGUGGAGGGGCCAGAGCCAGUCAAGCACGACAACAACUACCCCCAAGCCCACGCAACGGCAACAGCAACACAGCAAGACCAGGGCUGGUGGGGGCCGCCGCCGUCGCAGCAACAACACCCAGGGACGCCGUCGACAAGCUACGUGGCCACGUCGCCGCCGCCACGAGCGCUGGCGCCCCAGCAUGACUACCCCCAGUCGCAGUACGAAAAAGCCGCGGACGGCAGCGGCAGCAGUAGCAGCGGCCGGCACCCCGGCUGGCUGCUCGCCGCAGCGGCGUGCCUCCUGGGUGUCAUCGUCGGCGGCGCCAUCGUCGGUGGCGUGCUUGGAUCCAUGCUGGCGAGCCGACCGGCCGCGUCGGCAGGCGGGGCUGCGUCGCCAGCGACCGAGUGCAGAACCGCCGACUCGGCGAGCAGAACCACAGCUCCGCCAGCAGCCGGCAGCCCCAGCGGCACGUCGUCGUCGUCGUCGUCGUCAUCGGCACCACCGGCGGCAACAGCCGGGGCGGCGGCGGCGGCCAUGCUGACCAACUACGAGGCGGCCAACUGGCGCAACGUCAGCACGCUCGCCUUCCCCUGCCCGCGGCUCGAGGGCCAGACGGUCGAGGCCAUGGACGGGUCGCGGUACCGGGUUGAGUGCCGGGUCGACUCCAUCGGGCGCGGGCGGGAGGCGCCCUUCGACAUGAAGGACAUACAGUCGGUGGUGGCCUACAGCUUCGAGGACUGCGUGCGGUCGUGUGCCAGCUUCAACAAGCUGUCGCUCAAGAUCCAGGGCGCGUCGCCGGCCAUGGUGUGCCGCACCGUCGUGUGGCGGCGCAGGAUGGACGAGAGGCAGUUUUUCGACACGGGCGGCAACUGCUUCCUCAAGAACGCGACGCGCGCCGCCGACGUGAAGGGGUUUCCGUGCGACGAGUGCAUGUCGGGGACGCUGCUGUGA
Molecule: messenger RNA, 2091 nt
Organism: Gaeumannomyces tritici R3-111a-1
Lineage: Eukaryota; Fungi; Ascomycota; Sordariomycetes; Magnaporthales; Magnaporthaceae
Exons: 1
Coding region: 1126-2091 (321 amino acids)
Source: RefSeq, a predicted model, not a curated record